Molecule: messenger RNA, 1673 nt
Organism: Cataglyphis hispanica
Lineage: Eukaryota; Metazoa; Arthropoda; Insecta; Hymenoptera; Formicidae
Exons: 1
Source: RefSeq, a predicted model, not a curated record
AUGUCAGCAACCUGUGGCCCAGAGGACAACGCUGGGUUGGAUUUUCGUCGGGUUCCGUCGGCAUUUCAGCCACAACCCGGUUCGCCCAGACUCACCACUGUUGCAGACGACGACCUUCACGGCUUGGUGCAGGAAUUCUGGCGACAGGAGGAGGUCGUGGCCAAGACUGUUCCACCCACCACGGACGAGCAAGAAGCUGAGGAUCACUUCGUCCGAACACAUUCGCGAGACGCCAGCGGCCGCUUUGUCUGCGUCUGCCUUUCAGGCUGCCGCUCCCAGACCUUGCGGGAACCAAGCGCACCGCAGCCCGCUUGCUCGGGCAUAUGGAGCGCAGGUUCGCCCGAGACGAUCAGCUGGAAGCAGCUGUAUACCGACUUCAUGCGAGGUAUGAAGUCCUGGAGCAUAUCCCCUGCCCAGCCUGCCGGCGCUGCAGGACUGGCCGACUGCUACCUGCCUCAUCACGGCGUGAUGCGCAAGGGAAGCUCGGCCAAGAUUCGAAUCGUUUUUAAUGGCUCGUCUACGGUUCUUUCAGGAGCCAGCCUCAACAGGCAUCUCAAGGUGGACCCCAAUCUGUUGCCCGCCUUGGAAGACGUUUUGCUGCGGUGGCGAGCCCAUCGCUUCGUGCUGGCGAGUGACAUCGAGAAGAUGUAUCGCCAGAUUCUCGUCGCCCCGGAGGAUCGACAUCUUCAGAGAAUUCUGUGGUGCUACGAGGACCAGACUGCUCCGCAGACCUUCGAGCUCAACACCGUGACGUACGGAAUGACCUGCGCUCCGUUCCUGGCGGUGCGCUCUCUGCGACAACUCGCCGACGACGAGGAGGCCCACUUCCCCCAUGGAUCAGCGGUGCUGCGCCGGGAUGUCUACGUGGACGACAUUCUCACGGGCGCACCCUCCAUCGAGGAAGCCAUGGAUCUCCAGCGGCAGCUAACGGAGCGGUGCACGGCGGGCGGGUUUCCGCUGAGGAAGUGGUCGGCCAACGACCCCCGCCUAUUAGCGCGCAUUGCGCGACCGGAGCACCGGACACAACGCGACCGGCUGUCGUGGACGCCGCAGGAGAAUCACGCUACUCUCGGCCUCCACUGGCACCCGAGCGGGGACUGCUUUUCCUUCUCCACUCGGUUCAUCAAGGUGUCAACUUACACGAAGCGGUCCGUCCUCUCGCUGACGGCCCGCCUCUUCGACCCACUGGGCUGGCUGGCUCCGACCGUCAUACGGGCAAAGAUCCAGUUUCAGUCCACGCGGCUGCAAGGCUUGGACUGGGACACUCCAUUGGACGAGGCCAACGCGCAACAAUGGAGCAGGUUCCAAGCUGACCUCCCUCGUCUGGAGGAAAUUCGCGUCCAGCGACGCGUGCCCAUCAGCGAAGCAGACGCCCGAGUCGAGCUGCAUGGCUUCGCGGACGCAUCCGAGCGGGCCUACGUCGCCGUUGUCUACGCGAGGACGGAAAUCCGCCAAGGAGAAAUCAAAGUUGCUCUUGUUUCAGCAAAGACCAGGGUAGCGCCGUUGAGAACGAUGUCACUACCUCGCUUGGAGCUCUGCGCGGCCUCGUUGCUUGCCAGGCUAGUGGCGCACCUCCACCAGGCUCUCGGUACAGGAGACGCGCCCAUCCAUCUGUGGUCCGACUCGACUGUCGCAUUAGGCUGGAUCCGCGGCCACCCCUCACGCUGGAAGGU